AUGCAACGAACGGAAGAAGAAUGUGAAGAAAUAAAACUGAAGAAGAAUUUGAAUUUCUCUUCCUUCAUAACUAUAAAGCCCGCUUCUAAAAAGCGGCGCUCCAGCCAAAGUAGAGCUUUAGAACAGAAAUCAAGAAUAACAGAAUUAGACUUACAAUAUGAGAACAUAAACAAGAUAUUGCGUUGUUCUAACGCAACUCCCAUAAGAUGCUUUGUAAGCUCACGAUACGCCUGUAGCUAUUGCUUCGAACAGUUCCACGAUCCAAAAGAGCUGAAGGGCCAUACGCUAUCGCACUCCGAUAACGCAAUACCAGAUUUCCUCAAAAUCAAAACUUUAUCCAGAUACAUAGUGUAUAUGGACAUAAGCAACUUGAAAUGCAAAAUUUGUGACCUGGAAAUCGAUGAUUUGGACAGUUUAACGAACCAUUUGAAGACAAAUCAUAACGAAACGGUACAUGAGCUGAAGAACCACAUAGUUCCUUUCAAAUUUGGGGAUGAUAGUGAUGAACUGGCGUGUGUUGAGUGCUCGAAAACGUUCGAUGAUAUUUUGACUCUACAAGAGCACACAACAGGUCACUAUAAGAACUAUAAAUGCGAGUUCUGUGAGGCAGCGUUUCUCAACCGAAGUAUGAUGAUACAGCACAAGAAAGAUGCACAUAACGUGGACCAGAAAGUCAAAUAUCAGACACAUGCAUAG
Molecule: messenger RNA, 696 nt
Organism: Pectinophora gossypiella (pink bollworm)
Lineage: Eukaryota; Metazoa; Arthropoda; Insecta; Lepidoptera; Gelechiidae
Product: zinc finger protein 93-like
Exons: 1
Coding region: 1-696 (231 amino acids)
Biological process (GO): regulation of transcription by RNA polymerase II
Cellular component (GO): nucleus
Molecular function (GO): DNA-binding transcription factor activity, RNA polymerase II-specific; RNA polymerase II transcription regulatory region sequence-specific DNA binding
Source: RefSeq, a predicted model, not a curated record